Messenger RNA from Phoenix dactylifera (date palm), 880 nucleotides. RefSeq names its product em protein H5. The record is from RefSeq and is a predicted model, not a curated record. NCBI's taxonomy places the organism in Eukaryota, Viridiplantae, Streptophyta, Magnoliopsida, Arecales, Arecaceae. Gene Ontology annotation, cellular component: cytosol. Gene Ontology annotation, biological process: response to abscisic acid.
AAGGGAUAAGGGUAGGUCCGGAGGGGCGGUUACUUUCGACGUGUUAACCGGUGGGUUCGUAGUUUAGAGGUGUUGCCAGACUUAUCCCUCCGUCCCGCACUCUGGCACGGACUCGUGUCUUUACUCUCGCUGUAACACCAAACGUGUCGCCAUGACACUUCUCAUGGAUCCCUCCCAUUCCUACGCGUCUACCCUUAACGUGGCGCCAUCUCCUUCCACCCCUCACCGCCCUUCACCGGUAUAAGUUUCCACUCCAACUCCGCUUCCUGGACCCAGAAAAGCGAGUCGAGAGAGACAUAAACGUCAUUUCCUUUGCUUGCUUAGCGUGAGUAGUGUAACUGGUCCUCGGUAAGAGCCAAGAGAUGGCAACUCGGCAGGAGAGGGAAGAGCUCGAUGCGAAGGCGAGGCAGGGAGAGACUGUAGUGACUGGUGGGACUGGCGGGUUGAGCCUCGAGGCCCAAGAGCAUCUGGCUGAAGGUCGUAGCCGUGGAGGGCAAAUAAGGAGGGAGCAGCUGGGAACGGAGGGUUACCAGGAAAUGGGUCGCAAGGGCGGGCUCAGCACCAUGGAGGAGUCCGGAGGGGAGCGUGCGGCUCGUGAAGGGAUCAACGUCGAUGAAUCCAAGUUUAGGACUUAGAUCCGGAACCAUAUGAACGCAGGGAGCAAACUAAUAAGAUAUAGUUUUGUAGUAGGUAGCAGGGUGUACGUGUUGUCUGUGUCAAGCUAGCCUCACUGGGUCGAGGCUUUGUUUGGUAGUAAGGCUUUGCAGGUAGCUUGAGCCUCGUGAGUCUUUCUUUUUUCCAUGUAACCUACUGUUUUAUCUUAAUGAACUAAUAAGAAAUAGCUAAUAAUAUGUGAACUCGGCUCGUAUCUGAAUUGUAU